Molecule: messenger RNA, 800 nt
Organism: Patiria miniata (bat star)
Lineage: Eukaryota; Metazoa; Echinodermata; Asteroidea; Valvatida; Asterinidae
Gene: tmem229b
Product: transmembrane protein 229B-like
Exons: 2
Coding region: 175-678 (167 amino acids)
Source: RefSeq, a predicted model, not a curated record
CCAGCUGAUGCACCGGUGAUCGAGCACAUGCAGUAUCAGUGCACGCUGUCGCAACACCGGGGGAGGUUGAGGAUCGGAACGAAUACAUCUGCCAAUUAUCGAUUAUUUUCACAAUAUUCCUGCUGAGGUGAUAGAUCAAUUUGCUGCAACUUAUCUCCCAUCACAUCCCCAACAAUGUGGGAGCAUGGACCAGUGUCAGCCUGGGUGCGAUUCUACAUCUACGCCAUCCAUGGCUACUUUGCAGAAGUCAUGUUCACGGCUGCCUGGGAGUUUGUCGUCAACAUGAACUGGAAGUUCCCCGGUGUGACUAGUGUCUGGUCACUGCUGAUCUACGGGACCUCCAACAUGGUCAUAGAACAUCUGUAUCUACGAUUCAAGGAUAAGAUACCUCUGCCUGUACGUCUCUGCAUGUAUGUUGUCUGGAUAUACCUGUGGGAGUUCUCCACAGGGUUGAUUUUGAGGCAGUUUGGGGCCUGUCCGUGGGACUAUUCGCCGUUUGAUUUUGACUUCUUUGGGCUGAUCACUCUGGAGUAUGCUCCUGCCUGGUUCAUCGGCGCACUGGUAACCGAACAGAUCCUGAUCAAGAAUACACUGCGUUUGUUCUUCCAAGACAGCGUGCAAGGCACCAGGCAGUCGGGGCAGCAAAUCAUGAAUGGUCUGUCUGUGAAGAAUGAUUGAUUCACAUCGUGGAAUUCUAAUCUUAGUCAGUGCUGUAGUCUAGUAGUCCAUCACAAGUCCAUCUUAAAGACUUACAAUGUACAUGUAAAUCUGGUCAAAAGUGGGGCUCAUAAACCCCUGCU